Molecule: messenger RNA, 859 nt
Organism: Gossypium arboreum
Lineage: Eukaryota; Viridiplantae; Streptophyta; Magnoliopsida; Malvales; Malvaceae
Product: probable chromatin-remodeling complex ATPase chain
Exons: 7
Coding region: 1-471 (156 amino acids)
Source: RefSeq, a predicted model, not a curated record
AUGGUGAGGUUUGGUGCUGAAAUGGUCUUCAGCUCCAAGGAUAGCACAAUUACGGAUGAAGACAUUGAUAGAAUCAUUGCCAAGGGAGAAGCAGUGACAGCGGAACCUGAUGCCAAGAUGAAGAAAUUUAUUGAGGAUGCAAUUAAAUUCAAGAUGGAUGAUACUGCUGAAUUGUAUGAAUUUGAUGAUGACAAGGACGAGAACAAGUUUGACAUCAAGAAAAUUGUAAGUGAAAACUGGAUUGAGCCCCCAAAAAGAGAGCGGAAGCGGAAGGAAGAGUCUGCCUGGCAUCUGCUGAUGAGGUACUGUGCUGGCUUUACGGAACAGUCAAAGAGAAUGAGGACUACAUACUACAAUUCGCACCACCAUUCAACCGAUUGGAGACUCUACAAGCAUAAUCUUGCCUUGAUGCGAUUACUAAUCACGUUGAACAAUCGUCAGUUCUCAUUAGGAAAAUCCCUAGAGAUUUGACAGAGGCAUCGGUAUCUGGUUCAUGGUUGUCCAUUGCAACUGCAUUGGCUAUGAUAUUUUUAUUUGGAAUGGAACUGAAUAAAUAUUUAACAGUCAGCACCUUGACAUCUAUUAUUAUUGACAAUAGUUCUGAUGGGGACUUUUUACGCAUUGAUUUUAACAUCAGGUGCAUUCAUUUUCUGUACAUUGAAUUCAUCUGAUGUUCUCAUUAGGUUGGAAAGCCUUUAUGUAGUUAAAGUCUUUAGGUUUAUGUGGCAGUGUACUAGCAUACAGUCUUGAUCUUGGGUCUUGAAGUAACAGCUGUUCUUGGCUUUUUUCCCCCAAUUUCCUUUAUGGAUGUAUCAUCCUUAUCUCAUUUAUUAAAAAUAAUAGGAAUAAGUUGAGGUAA